Stylophora pistillata is the source of this 2655-nucleotide messenger RNA. RefSeq names its product A disintegrin and metalloproteinase with thrombospondin motifs 6. Gene Ontology annotation, molecular function: metalloendopeptidase activity. Gene Ontology annotation, biological process: proteolysis; extracellular matrix organization. The record is from RefSeq and is a predicted model, not a curated record. Gene Ontology annotation, cellular component: extracellular matrix. NCBI's taxonomy places the organism in Eukaryota, Metazoa, Cnidaria, Anthozoa, Scleractinia, Pocilloporidae.
GAAGUGGUACUGAGCCGAAAGACCUGAAUUUUGACGAGGAGUGUGCAGAUGCCAAACCUCGUAUCGGUGAUCAAUUCUUUCUUGAGAUGACAUUGGUAGCUGACAAAAGUACGAUCGCAUUUCACGGGGAUGACACUGCAGAUUAUCUUCUAAAGCUCGUACAUAUGGUAAAUGCCCUUUAUCAUCAUGAAAGUGCAGGUCAGAAAAAAAUUACCAUCAUCGUCGUAAAGAUUGAACUUGUACAAGACGGGCUUAAGUAUGCAGCAGGUGCAAGCAAUGCUGCCAAGAUGGCGGCCCUCGAGAAAUGGGCGGCAGAAGAUGCUAAAAUUCCAAAACAAGAUUCACAAAAAGAUCAUCCUGACGUCCUAUCUCUGAUUACUCGGCUUGGUUUAGGUCAUGACUCCAGUGCCGCGGCUGGCUGCCCCGACGCAACAUUUAUUAUGUCUACCGCUGUACCUGGAGGAAAGAAUGCAGGAACAUGGUCCGCUUGCAGCAGAAAACGUCUUCAAGAGUUACUGAGAACUGCCCCGAGUUGCCUAACGGAUGGAAGAUCCCGCAAAUUGAAUUACUUAAAGUACUUCCAUAGCAAGCUCCCAGGAAGCGUGAUAUCUGGAGAUGAGCAGUGUAAAGAGCAAUAUGGCAAAGGCGUUUUUCAGUGUAAACGAGCACUGUCUAACUGUGGCUCAUUGUAUUGCACAACAAACGGCUACUCCUGCUACAGUAAAGUCGCUCCACCACUAGAUGGGACGCCAUGUGGAUCUCAACAUUGGUGUAUAGCUGGUGAAUGUGUUUAUGAUGGCUCAGAAGUUGUAGAUGGUGGUUGGAGUGCAUGGAGUGGUUAUGAUUCUUCCACUUGUUCCCGCACAUGUGGAGGAGGAGUGUACUUCAGACGACGAACGUGUUCAAAUCCACGUCCUAAAAAUGGAGGAAAAAACUGCAUAGGGGAGAGUCGAGGAUACCCAAAAGUCUGCAAAAGAAAGGUGGCAUGCCCCUCAGGUGCCAUGGACUUCAGAGUAGCUCAGUGCCACGCCAUAAAUAACAAAUACACGGCGAUAUACUACAGGGGAGGAGCUGCCUGUUGGUUGUGACGACGUGGUCGGAUCUGUGAAUACAGUUGACCGUUGUGGAGUAUGUAAUGGAGAUAGCACUUCAUGUAAGUCAGUAAAAAAAAUUUACACUGUGGAUUGGCAACAAAAAGGACCUGCAAACGCAGCAGUAGCUUGCUGGAUCCCGAAAAAGUCCAGACGGAUUUGGGUUUUCGAGAUGGCUGCUGAUAGAAACAACAUAGGUGUACAGAACAUGGGAAAAAAGUAUCUGUUAAGCCCCGGACAAUUUAAAACGAUCAAUGCAGCUGGAAGCAGCAUCACGUAUGGUAAACGUAGUGGAAAAGAAUACCUAUACAUCCCUGGCCCAACAAACGUGCAUCUACGUUUUAUGUUUAUAUUCAACGGUCAAAAAAACAAAGGAGUUGAAUGCAGAUUCUUGAGUCCCUAUAAAUCAGAUAUUACAGGAGCCGACGUCAAAUGGGUGGCCGACACGAAGUAUGGCUGGUCGGCUUGCUCGGAGACCUGCGCCGGAGGAAAGAAAACGCGACGUGUUCAGUGCAAGAGGAAGGAUGACGAGUCGGCUGUUGCCGACAGUGUCUGCGAGAAGGGAGGACUGAGUAAGCCAAAGGAUGAGAUGGAAUGUAACACUCAGGAGUGUCCACCAGAAUGGCAUGUGAGUGGAUGGAGCGCUUGUUCAAAAACCUGCGGACACGGGGUAACAAAACGUGAACUGUCCUGCAGAAGGAAGUAUAAAAACCCAGGAGGAUACAAGAUGUUGAGGUGGAGUAGCUGUAAGGGGCCCAAACCAACACCGCUGAGUAAACCUUGUUUUAAGACGCCGUGUGGACCGGAAUGGAUUCCAUCUGAGUGGGGGAAGUGUUCAAAGACCUGUAUAGGAGGCGUUAUGAAACGCACGUUGAGUUGCGGUAGGCCGCUCGGUGAUGGUAACUACCACCCAUUGUUAGAAAGCUUCUGCCGGUACUCCGUCAAACCGCCAGUACGAGAGAAGUGCAACGAAGAUAUUUCCUGUACUGCUCGUCCAAUAAAAAAAUUCAGACCACUAGGUUGUUACAGAGAAAAUACCCAUAAGCGCCUCCUGCCACUUCUGGAACAUAAUUUUCGUUCUGGUGGCAUCAAGUGGAACGCGAUAGAAACUGUAGUGGAAAAGUGCUACCGUGAAGUUGUCGAACGCACAAAUUACAAGGUGUUUGGGGUUAAAUUCUAUGGUGAAUGUUGGGUCGGUACAAUGCCGAGUUCCCAUUUCAAGACCGUCCUAACACAAUGCUAUAAACAUGCUGUUGGAAAGGCGCAUACCUACUACAUUUAUGAAGUUUUGUAGAUGACAGAAGUAAUCGGCUACAAACAUCUCUAGAGAUAGGUCUUUUAAGGAAUACGAAUUUAUUUUUGAUAUGUGAGCUUACAGUGGAAUCCUGAUGUAACAUAGAAUAUCGUGGUAGAAAGAUCCCUCUUUUAUUGAACAGAAUGAUAAGAGAAAUUUUUUGCUACAACAUCUGAAUUAAAAUCACAUCGCAUUAAAUGGUUUGAACCCGGAAUAGCAUGUGAAAGUGUAGUGUGAUCGUCCGGGCGAGUGUAGUCUUGAAAAGGACUG